UGUCAAAUUACAGAUUCUAUGCUGUAUCACUGGGCUAUUUGGUGUGUGCCAAAAACGAAUAUUCUUGCUCAUUGCGUUGACCAUUUCUACCGUCAUCUCUAUAUGCCAAAAUGUGCUAGUUUUUCUAUGGUAUAUCGGGAUAUUCGGUGAUAUAUCAAGGCCAGUACUAUCAGCUGGGCUACCGUAUUCUUACUCAUUCUUUUUGAGGCACACACCUUUCUGCGGUGCUCACUACGACUUGCAAAAGUCAAAAUGGGUUCAACCUCACUGUGCAUUACCGUAUAACCAAAUCGAAGCCGGACAAGCACUCCUGCAUGUGAUCUUAGCCGCAAUCACAAUGAUUCUCAGCAUCAUCGUGAUUCUGGAGCGGCGACGGGAGAAAGACAGGCCGAAGAUGCCACUGCCAGCACAGUAUGCACAGAUUAAGCGUCAACACCGUCAGCCUAUGACGUCAUCACCUACUGAAAUCGGGUAA
Messenger RNA from Cylicostephanus goldi, 475 nucleotides. The record is from the annotation of a GenBank genome assembly. Lineage: Eukaryota; Metazoa; Nematoda; Chromadorea; Rhabditida; Strongylidae.